This is a messenger RNA of Alligator mississippiensis (American alligator), 2184 nucleotides long. RefSeq names its product gamma-aminobutyric acid type A receptor subunit rho1 (gene GABRR1). Gene Ontology annotation, cellular component: GABA-A receptor complex; membrane; neuron projection. Gene Ontology annotation, biological process: regulation of membrane potential; nervous system process; chemical synaptic transmission. Gene Ontology annotation, molecular function: neurotransmitter receptor activity; GABA-A receptor activity; extracellular ligand-gated monoatomic ion channel activity. The record is from RefSeq and is a predicted model, not a curated record. The coding region runs from base 126 to 1562 and encodes 478 amino acids. The transcript has 10 exons. NCBI's taxonomy places the organism in Eukaryota, Metazoa, Chordata, Crocodylia, Alligatoridae.
UGUAUGAGUAAACAUCCUCCCAAUAAUGAACAGACCAAUAAUGUCUUAAAAAGAAAAACAGAAUCUACAUUUUGUUUUUUUUAUUCUUGUGUGGAUUAUUCCUGCAUACAGGAUCUGAGAGUAUCAUGUUGACUGUCCAUAAAAUGCAGUUUAGCCUCUUCUUGCUGUUAUGGGGAUGGGUUUUGUCCACUGAAUGCAGAGCCCACUGGCAAGGAAAAGAAAUACACGAGGUAUACAAGAAGGGCAGUCGACCUCAAAGACAGAGACGGGAAGCACAUGGAGAAACACACAAGCAAGGCAGCCCCAUACUAAAACGAAGCCCUGACAUCACCAAAACUCCACUGACAAAGUCAGAACAACUUCUGAGAAUAGACGACCAUGAUUUCAGCAUGAGACCAGGUUUUGGAGGCCCUGCAAUUCCUGUUGGAAUAGAUGUACAAGUUGAAAGUUUGGAUAGUAUUUCAGAAGUUGAUAUGGACUUUACUAUGACCCUGUAUCUCAGGCACUACUGGAAAGAUGAAAGACUGUCCUUCCCAAGUACCAACAAUCAAAGCAUGACAUUUGAUGGCAGACUAGUGAAAAAGAUCUGGGUCCCUGACAUGUUCUUUGUGCAUUCCAAGCGCUCCUUUAUCCAUGAUACUACGACUGAUAAUGUCAUGCUGCGGGUCCAGCCUGAUGGAAAGGUGCUUUAUAGCCUCAGGGUCACCGUAACUGCCAUGUGCAACAUGGAUUUCAGUCGUUUCCCCCUGGAUACACAAACCUGUUCACUAGAAAUUGAAAGCUAUGCCUACACUGAAGAUGAUCUCAUGCUGUACUGGAAGACUGGGAAUGAUUCUUUAAAAACAGAUGACAGGAUAUCACUAUCUCAGUUCCUUAUACAGGAGUUCCACACCACCACAAAGCUUGCCUUCUAUAGUAGUACAGGGUGGUACAAUCGCCUGUAUAUCAACUUCACUUUACGGCGCCACAUCUUCUUCUUCUUACUCCAAACCUACUUCCCUGCCACUCUGAUGGUCAUGCUGUCCUGGGUGUCCUUCUGGAUCGAUCGCAGAGCAGUACCUGCCAGAGUCCCUUUAGGGAUAACAACGGUGCUGACCAUGUCCACCAUCAUCACUGGUGUGAAUGCCUCAAUGCCUCGUGUAUCUUACAUCAAAGCAGUGGACAUUUACCUUUGGGUCAGUUUUGUGUUCGUCUUCUUAUCAGUGCUGGAAUAUGCAGCAGUGAACUACCUUACUACAGUGCAAGAGCGGAAGGAGAGGAAGCUGCGAGACAAGCUUCCUUGUACCUGUGGAGUACCUCAACCACGGCCUAUGAUGAUGGAUGGAAACUUCAGUGAUGGGGAUGUGAAUGAACUGGGCCACUAUGUAUCUGAGAACGGUGAUAAGCAAGACAGAAUGAUGGUUCAGCUUUCACUUGGUUCUGAAAGGAGUUCGAACAGGAGGAAAAGUCCAAGAUACGUCAGCAUGCGGAUUGACACCCAUGCCAUUGACAAAUAUUCCAGGAUAAUAUUCCCGGGUGCAUACAUUUUAUUUAAUUUGAUAUACUGGUCCAUUUUUUCAUAAGUGUCAGUUAUUUCUGUAGUCAAUUUCCACACAGUGCUUUGUGUUUGAAAUCAAUCUCUCUCAUGCUAAUAGAAAGAAAAUGGAGAAAAAAAAAAUUUGAAAACUGUUUAAUUAAUUCUGUUUUUGAUAUUUUUAUUAUAUAAAUUGCAUUUGUGUUGCAAAACUCAAUGUGCACACUUCAGGUUUGAGCUAAAAGUUAGAAUUCAUUGCAUAUAUUUUUAUACUUCAGGCUGUACCAUGUUCCCUCUUGUGCCUCAUAGGCCACUGUAAAUCUUUUUAAUAGGGGAUGAAUUGUCAACUACCCAUGUGUGGGUAACCCUCAUUUUGUAUUUUAGAAACCUUUCCUAAAAUUCUGAUCCAGCAAAUACUUAAGCAUCUGGAUUAAUUCCUGUGUUAAAUAGCCCAGUUGAGUUCAGUGGCAUUACUCAUGUCAGGAACAUUAUAUAAAUGCAAGGGCUGUGUGAAGCUUCCUUCACUGAUUCGAUUUGGUAGAGAUUUGGCCCGAUUCAGCAGCCGAAUCUCCAAAUCUGAAUCGACUCAGAAGACCCUUUAAUCUCUCUGAAUCGAACUGGAGAGAUUCAAUGAUUCAGGCAUAAACACAGCUUUGAAAGUUUUUUCUACA